CACUGUCGACUUACUUGUUCGCCAGAUUAUUGAUCAACCUCAUUUCAAAAAAGGCUUGCAAGCUAGGUCUUCCGAUAGUUCAAGUUCAAACCCUGAAACUUCAACUCAAACAGCAGUUUCUGGAGCAGGAACUCAGGAAGUUAGCCGUUCUCAAAGUGGAGGAGCCUCGAAGCAGGCAACAAAUAUUUAGAAACUGACUUUUUAAGCCGAUGAUUUCUUCAUACAAGAGAUAAAGUGGCUCAAGUAAACUUUCGCCAGUGCUUUGCACUUCGCACUCAAAUAUGAGACACCUUACAACUUAUGCAGGAUCAUCUAAUCGGCGUUCAAAAUACGCCAAGACGUUGAUGUUUUCAGAGUGAAGAUUUCUACGAGCUUGACGAAAAAGGGAUGGAAUAGAGCUCUCGAAAAAUUGCUCUAAAUCAUCAAUCCUGUCACGGGCCGUCAUGUUAUUUUUUUUAUCAAUCUUCCGCUUACCAAAUUGACAAUGGGCACAAUAACCAUAUAUAGUUUUCGCGCAUUUGCCCCAUAUUUAUAUCGUAUUUGGUCCAUGUCAUAUAUAUUCCAUUCAUAUCAUAUUUAUUUCAUCCAUGACAUAUAUUCAACUUUUGCACUUUAUUUUUGCGCCAACAAUAUUGUCCCACGCGGCACGCCAUAUUGUAACCGGUGGUUUCUCUCUCUCUCUCUCUCUCUUGUUUUUUAAUUUUUUUAAAUUUUUUUACGAAGGGAGAAAACACUCCUCGCAACUGAAAAGUUCGUAUAAACCUUUCUGUUACCGAAUUAAGUAUUUAAUUUCUUAAGGAUAUGAAAGAAAAAUUGAGGAGGCCCCCAUGAUUAUCGAGCCGCGGUCGAUGUUUUAUUGUUGUAUUCUUGUUUCAAGCUUCACCUUGUAUUGUUAAAAGCAAUUACAAAUAAUUUUUUAGGCAAAUUAGGGCUGAAAAGUUCUUUACAGGGAAUAAAUUGAAUGAUUUCGUAGUUUUCUUCUCUCUGUGAGUGUUUUAUUUUUUCAAGUGCAGCCUGCAAAUGAUUUAUUUAACAUGACGAAAAUUCUUGAAUUACACUUAAGCAAUUUUAAUUAUUUAUUCAAAAGUCUGACCAAUCAAGGUUUUAGUAUUUCGUUUUGAAAGAGAAGGAAAACAAACUUUGUUCAUUGUUUCCAAAGCUAAACAUUUUGAAGGAACGUUGCACCUUGGUUGCACGGAGAAAAGGGUAAACUUGUUUUCACACUGAGAAAGGAACCCCAUUCGUACAAUGUACAAAAACUAAUGUCAAUUAGGGCAUAAUUGAAAGGAAAAGAGCUGAUUUACUUUGAAAAUGUCCUUGCCUGAAAGAAAAGAGAGCACUCCAGCUGAUAAUGAAAGCUCUUUGUUUUGGCGUUGGAAUCGGCUUCAAGUAAAUGCUAUGGAAGAUCCUGAAUUGCAGAAUGUGCAAACAUUUUACAAUUCGGCCAAAAUAACAAGCCAGUCUCGGUUACUUUUUGGAGCGCAGAGCAGGAUUGUUGACGCCGAGAAUUCCUUGAAGAUGGAAAAAGAUCAGAAGACGAGAGACCCGCAGAAAGAUUUGACAGAGAAGUCGACAUCAAAUGAAAGCCAAGAAAAAGAAAUUGAAAAUGAAAGAAAAGUUUUAAGGACUGUAAUAGGCGCUGAGAAAGGGAAAUCAAACCCAUUCGAGUACUUUAAACAGCAUCGAUAUGAUAAAGACCUGGACCUGAAUGGAUGGGUGCUGGGCCCGAUAAGGGCAUAUGAAAUUGCUUCGGAACUUCUCCCUUCCUCGACUGUUGUCAGUUUGUUUCUUGCAAACAACCGCCUUGGAAAUGAAGGGGGCAGGGCCAUUGCAGAAGGACUGCAGAGGAACUGUUCUGUUAGGGAGCUGGAUUUGUCUGGAAAUAUGCUCGGGCGAAACUCAGUCUCCAGUAUUGGAGAGAUGCUCAGACAAAAUCGAACUCUGGAAAAGUUGAAUCUCUCGAGAAACGAUCUUACAGACCAAGACAUGGAAGUGUUUCUGGACUUUCUCAGCUCCGAAACUGUCCUAAAAGAGCUGGACUUAUCGCAUAAUAUUUUAUGCGAUCAAUUCGGCGAACAUAUGUCGCGAGUUUUAAAGAGUAAUAUUAUUCUCGAAAAGCUUUUUCUCAGCUCAAAUCAACUCGAAGUUACGGGCUUAAAAGCCUUGAUGCCUGGUCUUCGAUGCACGCAAUCGCUUCGGGCUUUGAACAUUUCGUGGAAUUACUUGUACGACGUCGGAGCCAAAAUUCUUGGCGAAAUAAUCGCUAACAACGAAAGCCUAAUUGAAAUCUCAGCCUGUGGAAAUCUAUUCACAGCCAAAGCAGCCAGCUUCAUUGCUAAGGGUGUUGUUAAUAACUCAAAUUUGAAAAUUCUUCGCAUUGGUCAGAAUUUGAUAAGAAACUCUGGGGCGUAUGCAUUUCUCGAUGUCUUAUCUCAAAGCGGUUCAUCUUUGAGCGCGCUGGAGAUUUUGGAUAUCGAUGGUACCAUUGUUGACCAAAAAUUUAAAGAAAGAGUAGACACUGACUUAUCUCAAUGGCCCGGUGCAUUAAAGGUUGUCAAAGCUUCAGUAGUUGAUGAAAUUUCUAACGAGCUGGAACAGUUUGUAGAAAAAUCGCCUGAAGAUCUUUCGUUCUGAUUUAAGUCCAUCAGAUUUUUUGUUAAAGAAAAAUGUUAUGAAAUAUUAAUUGACUGAUAAGGAAUAACUUAAAAAUUCACAAUUUUCAUUUUUUCGAUAAAAAAAUUACAUGUUAGAUGUAGAUUACCUUGCGCACAGAGUUUUGAAGAUUGAUUUCUUCAUUAUACAGUGGAAUAAACCGUGUUUACAACUUCUGUAGAAUGUAUUUGUUUUGAAUACAUUCAGUUCAUUUCACACUUGCCAUUCCUCAUGGGCGUUUUAAAUUAGCAGGCUACUUUUAAUGUAACUAGUUCAAUGGUGAGACCUUGGGCAGAUAAAUGAAAGAGAUUAGUAAACGAAUUUUGUGUUCUCUUAACCUCUCCAGCAAAUGAGUUGUGUGAUAUCGAAAGAAACUUUGAGCAGUCUUCAAUUUGGGUGUCGAAAGUAAUCCGGCUUUGCAUUG
Molecule: messenger RNA, 3076 nt
Organism: Stylophora pistillata
Lineage: Eukaryota; Metazoa; Cnidaria; Anthozoa; Scleractinia; Pocilloporidae
Molecular function (GO): protein binding
Source: RefSeq, a predicted model, not a curated record